AUGCCGAACUCCGACGAGAGCAGCAGCUCCGGCGAGAGCAACAGAUCAGUACCAUCAUGUCGUCUUCUCAUAUAUCUCUUUGUAGCAAUCUUCGCGACCUCGGCAAUCAUAUUAACAUUAAUCAUAAUCUUAAUCCCGCAUCGUAUAAAACUCCAUGUCACCUCCCUCACUCUAUCUUCCUUCUCCGCCUCGGAAUCCCAACUCAUCGGCGGCACUUGGAACGUCGUCUUCUCUAUCACCAACCCAGAUAAGAAGACGAGGGUUGCCUUCGAUGCCCUCCAAGUUUCAGUCUUUUACAGAGACUGCCUCGUGGGUGGCGGGAACAUUCAGCCUUUCUGCGAGGGGAAGAAGGAAAUGAGGUCGGUGAACGCCACGGUGGUGGUUGCCGCGCCGGAGAAUUUGCUGCAGUGGUUGCUGUAUUACUUGUCGUAA
Carica papaya (papaya) is the source of this 432-nucleotide messenger RNA. The record is from RefSeq and is a predicted model, not a curated record. NCBI's taxonomy places the organism in Eukaryota, Viridiplantae, Streptophyta, Magnoliopsida, Brassicales, Caricaceae.